UCUGUGUUAUUGCUUGUGGUUUUUUCUGUUUUUGUUUAGCUUUCUUAUUGAAAUGCCAUGUAUUGACUCUUCUUUCUCAUUGAUCUGAAAUUCUGGCGGGUUCUCUGGUGUAUGUCAAGCUUCAGGGGUGGCUUUUAAUGUUGGUUCCACUGCCUCAAACUACUCUGCUCCUUUAGCUACACCACUUUUUCCAUCAUCAUUGAAUCCCUUCUGUCCCUUGACCUCUGUUAUUCCAUUUGUGACAUCAUCUUUUCUGCCUAGACCGCCAUCUACAAAUCCUUUCAGCAUAAGAUCAUCUGCAACUCUGGCCAAUAGUUCUCCAUCUUUGUCUAGCCCAUUAUGUAUGGGCCCACCUACUUCAGCUUUUGGAACAUCAUCUCUCUUGGCAUCUGGCUCAUCUCUUUUUCCCGGAUCGUCAUCUGCAAAUCCUUUCAGGAUAACACCAUUUCCGUACCUUCUCCUCCUGUAACAACGGCAGCCCCUGCAUUUCUGACCAAUAGUUUUCCAUCUUUGUCUAGCCAAUCAUGCUCAUUUAUAGGACCAUUUCUCUCUAUCUCUGUUUCCGCUUCACCUUUGCAAACAUCUUCUGGAUUUAACUCUGGUUUGAAUUCUGCGAACACACAAUCAUCCCUACUAUCUGUGUCCGUCGGACCCUCAUUCACACAUACAAAUGCUUUGUUUCCACAACCAUACAAUGCCCCUUUCUUCAGUCAACCAAAAGCCUCUAAUGCACAACCAGUUCGUCCUCAAGUGGGGGAAAACUUAUUUUCUAUUAUAGCACCUCUGUUUUCUGUGAACAAUCUGCCUGGUUGUACUCAUGCUAAUCAGCCCUCUUUAUCUACUCCUUUGCAGCCAACUCUGACAACUCAGCUGGCACCUACUUUUACUACUAGCCAUUUUCCUCAAUCAUCAACAGGUUUACGUGGCUUUGAGAGCAUUACAUCCGGAUGUUGUCAGAGCACCUUUAGUCAACUUGUGUAUCUCAGGUCUGAUGCUCAGAGCACUGUGCCAGUGCAGCCAGCACCUAAUGUGAGCCCUUUUGGAGCUUUACCUACAAUGGCCAGGCUGGAUCUACAUCUCCGGUUCAGUACGGAAUUUCUAGCAUGCCUGUGUCUGAUAAGCCUGCAGCUGUUGGAAGGGGGUCAUCCUUGCUGACGCUUAGACACUUGUCUCGAAGACGGAUUAUGUUACCAGUUCGGAAUUAUGAUGCUAAAAGUGAUGGCCCAAAGUUGAGAACCACUUUAAAAACCUACAUUUUAAUAUUGAAAAUUAUUUCUCUUCCCGCCCCCUUUUCAGGUAGCAACUCCUAUUCAACCAAACACUGGAGAUCUAUUACAUUAAUGCUUCUGUUGCCGGAAUGUUCUCCUAUGCAGGUGCCAUUUUUUAGUAGUGAUGAAAUGGCUGCUGCACCCAAGGCAGACGCUUUAUUAGUUCCAAGGGAGAACCCAAGAGCUUUAGUUAUACUUCCAGAUGAACGGUUGCCCCUGCGGUCUAUGAAGGAGAAAAUGUCUCAUUUGGCAUUUCCAUCCUUCCAUGUGUAUAAGAAUGGACAUGGAGGGUGCCGAUCCUUCCAAAUUGAACAAGAAGCCUUAUGGUGGAACGGGUGGAAGCACUUAUGAUUUCUCCCAGGGAAGAAGCCUUAUGGUGGAAGCACUUAUGAUUUCUGCCAGGGAAGAGCUUUGCAUACCAGAGCCGCAGGUCAUGAAGCUGGUGAGGCUGCGAUUCUGGAAGAACACGUAGCUGAUAUUCAGGCAUUAAUGCCACAGCUCCGG
Messenger RNA from Diospyros lotus (date-plum), 1772 nucleotides. Its product is annotated as nuclear pore complex protein NUP98B-like. NCBI's taxonomy places the organism in Eukaryota, Viridiplantae, Streptophyta, Magnoliopsida, Ericales, Ebenaceae. The coding region runs from base 340 to 1155 and encodes 271 amino acids. The transcript has 6 exons. The record is from RefSeq and is a predicted model, not a curated record.